Messenger RNA from Balearica regulorum gibbericeps (East African grey crowned-crane), 895 nucleotides. NCBI's taxonomy places the organism in Eukaryota, Metazoa, Chordata, Aves, Gruiformes, Gruidae. The record is from RefSeq and is a predicted model, not a curated record.
CGAAACUUCUGAAAAGGUAACUUUAUACAAAAAGUACCUUAAGUUCGAACGCCCUGCAGCCUCCUGUAGAAUUAAGCUGCUCUCCAUUGGCUCAAGCAUAGAUCUAGACAGAGUGCAAACUAUAAUGGAAUCUAUGGGAUCUAAGUUGUCUCCAGGUGCUCAGCAACUGAUGGACAUGGUCAGGUGUCAGCAGAAAAACAGCUUACCUCUUGGAGACAAACUUAAUUGGAUCUUUGGGAAAAAUUCAGACUUUGGAGGUGACCAUGCAAUAGAUGGAUUGCGCAGUGCAGCUCUUCAGACAUCACUAGAUCAACCAGCCAGUGAACCUUUGUCUGUUAAAAAUGACUUAACAAGUGAAACGGUAUAUGAAGACUUAAAAAUAAGUAAUGAUCUGAACACAGAGGUACCUGAAGGAGGGAAUACUUCUGAUUCUGAAAGACUUACUACCCAGGAAAAUACAGUUGACCUCAGAAAUUAUUUUAAAGUUAUGGGAUCUUUGCAUAUGCAGGAACAAGCGAGCGAAACCCCAAGUGUAGCUAACCCACAGGUGCUUCUUCCUUUUCUUCAAAACUUAUGUAGUCAAGUAAAUCAUCUUCGACUAAAAGAUGGCAAUAGGCGUUUUGGUAAAAAUGCAGUGACUAAAGAGGAAGGCAUUCAAUGUGAUGGAGUAGAACAGCAGCCUAUUUGCUCCUAUUUGGAAAAGAUCAUCUCAAAAAAUAUGGAUCUGAUGGAGAAAAAACUAGUGGACUAUAUUGAUCGCCAAAUCCAGGCUCUUCAGACACAUAUAGAUAAUAAAAUGGUUCUCUUAAUGGACUUGGUUCAGAACUCAAAGCCAAACAAAAUUUCACAAGCGCACUAUGAUUCUAACGAGGGGCUCUCUAAUGGAGAGAGGUAG